UGGGGCUGGGUCUGUUAUCACCGUGACAACCUCUGCCCAGCGUUCCAGCGGAGAAUGGACCUUGUGUGUCUCGUCUUUACGUGCCUGUGAGUGUGUGUUUGGCGCACUGGGUACCAGGAGACACAGCGUGAGCGUGUGAGUGAGCGAUCCGAACAAUGGCCCUGUUUUAAGCCGGCCGGACAGUGGGGGAGCAUAAGGCCAGGCUGAAAUGUCUAUGGAACGCACUAGCGGAGGACUGGCAUUAUGGGCAGAAUACAGUGAGGGGUCUGUGACAGAAUGAGGAGAGACAGGGGAAGGGUGGUGGCAUGUACCAGGACCUAAGAGUAGGGAGGGGAGACUUGAGAUAGGGGUGGCGAGUGUGUAUGACAGAGGUCUUUUCUGCGUUGGACAGAGCAGUGUUUGUGUCAUGUUUGGCUGAGGAAUGCUGCUGUCCUGGGUGACAGGGGGGCAUUAUGUGGACCUUAUGUCACUACUGGGUAUCUUGAAGCUGCACACAGAGCUGGCGCGUCAAACGGCACACUACCAACAUGCGUGACAGUCACAUCAGGAGGGAUACAUGACCAGGAGGUCUUCGCGCCCGGGGCAGAAAUCCACCUCAGGACUCUCGCGUUGACCUGUCGGCUGAUCGGUUCACUGACUUGAAGUUGAUGAGUUUUUUUAUCUCCUUCUGUUUACUGUAGAUUUAAAAAUAGUUGGUAUAGGAACCAAGGAUUUCUGUAUUUGCUCAACAGCUGUAGAGCUCUAGACGGGGACAGAGUCUGUGUGUGUUUGUGUGUGUCCCAGUUGGAGGAUGAGCCCGGUGCAGACGGGGAGAGGCAGCAUGGUGAGCUUGUUCAGCUGUGCAAGGGCUCGGAGGGUUAAAUCCUGCCGAGGCUCUCACACACACAUACUGCGAUCGUGGGCUCUUUCUCAGAUAUACACAAUGAGGCUAAGAUGCCUGGGGCUCUGGCCGGGGCCACGGGCUCUCCGAUCUCACACUCUGAACCAGUAUUUCAUCGCUGCCGGGGAUUCGGACUCAGUCCCUGUCACGGUGCUCAGAGUGGCUGGCCGCUCCACUGCUCCGUCACCAUCAUCUAUUCGCCCACCAUCAACAUCUCCAUUCCUGAAAUAUGAGGAUCCAUGGAGUUCAACUGCUGAAAUCAUCAGACCUUGGCCGCCAUAGUCUGCUGUAUCUAAAGGAGAUUGGACAUGGCUGGUUUGGCAAGGUUCUGCUGGGAGAGGUCAACGCAGGCCUCAGCACCACCCAGGUGAUGGUGAAGGAGCUGAAGGCCAGUGCCAGUGUCCAGGAUCAGAUGCAAUUCCUGGAGGAGGUCCAGCCAUACCGAACCCUCCAGCACCCUGCCCUGCUGCAGUGCCUGGCACAGUGUUCAGAGGUCACCCCUUAUCUGCUGGUCAUGGAGUUUUGCCCUCUGGGUGAUCUGAAGAGUUACCUGCGCAGCUGUCGGGUAGCUGAUUCUGAGACUCCUGACCCUUUGAUCCUCCAGAGAAUGGCGUGUGACAUUGCCUCGGGGCUCUUGCACCUCCACAAAUACAACUUUAUCCACAGUGAUCUGGCCUUGCGAAACUGCCUGCUAACUUCAGAAAUGUCAGUUAAGAUCGGAGACUAUGGUCUUUCUCACAGCCGAUACAAGGAUGACUAUUAUAUAACACAAGACCAGAUUUGGGUGCCUCUGCGCUGGAUCGCACCUGAGCUCAUAGAUGAGGUCCAUGGAAACUUGCUGGUCGUCGACCAAACCAAAAGCAGUAACAUUUGGUCAUUGGGGGUGACUGUGUGGGAGCUCUUUGAGCUGGGAAACCAGCCGUACAGACACUACUCUGACAGACAGGUGUUGACAUAUGCUGUGAAGGAACAGCAGCUUAAACUACCCAAACCCCAGCUCCAGUUCCCCCUGGCUGACCGCUGGUAUGAGGUAAUGCAGUUCUGCUGGCUGCAGCCAGAGCUCAGACCCAGCAGUGAGGAAGUUCACCUUUUGGUCACGUACUUGUGUGCCAAAGGGUCCAGUGAAGCCGAGGAAGACUUUGAACAACGUUGGAAUGCUUUGAGACCCAACUUGCUUGGCAGCACCUCCCACACAGCCACAUCCACAGCCCUGGUUCUGACCCCUACACCUUCUUCAGCUGACGCCCUCAGUGACCAAACUCAGGCAGUGGAGCUGGCCUCCUCUGCCUCAUCCUCCUUCCCUCUCCUGGAGCACUUUUCUGACAGCUUCCACUCUGACACGGGGGAUGACCUGCUGACUGUCACAGAGACCAGCCAUGGCCUCAACUUUGAGUACAAGUGGGAGCAGGCCCGAGCUGAGCAGCCAUACUGCUCCUCCUCAACCAGUGGGCCACUGGGCCAAGGGAAUCCCCACUACCAGGAUAUCUACUAUUCGAGCAAAGUGAGCACCUCAGCAGGUUGCAAAGCUGACAGCCUGACCUCAAGCAUGUCCCCAUCCUAUUAUGAACCUGAACACCCUGGUGUCGUCCCAGUGUUAAGUGCCCACAGCCCCUCGGUCAGUAGUGAGUAUUACAUUCGCAUAGAGGAACCAGUUGGGUGUACCAUUAAUCUGGAUGACAGCAUUGUGGACUACAGCCCAGGGCUGGAGGCCAGCAACAGCAGAUUGUCCUAUGAGAGUCAAACUAGUUCAUCCAUGGCACAUCCCAGUGCUUGCUGGUCAACUGCUGACAACACCAAGUCCACUGCCUAUGACUCUGAUUCAAGUCCCACUAUCCAACUAACCAUGGAGCCACUGCUCAGACACACAUCCACCACCAGCCCUGUAGAAUUAGGCCACUCCCAUAACUGCCUCUCAUCCAGCCACAAUGACACAGUCUACUGUGAACAGUUAGCAGCACACAAGACACACUGCCAGUCCUGUGUGUCUGAGCUGGAAACAUCACCAGAGUCCCAGUCAAAUCUUGCCCAUCCAGAGGGGCGGCUAGAAAACCCGCGCAGUUUGUCGCAUGUAGUCAGCAGCCCCAGCUUAGGGUUCUGCGAUCCCUACCUUGAAGCGAACACAGGUCGUGGCACUGUUGAUGAAAGCUGCCGUAAUAUGGUAGGUCCCUUGAGAAAGACACUACCCAUAGUCAACAACGUUGGCAUUGAUUUAGAAACAGAUGAGGGCCUGCUGUUGGGUCAGCAGAGAAGUGGAGAAGUUGAGGAUGACAUUUUCUCUGAGGGAGAGGCUACCAACUGGAUCUCAAACCACUCAUCAAACAAUAAUAGCCUAAGCUUUGACAGCCGGCAGACAGGCAGCGGAAAUGACACCUAUCUGGAUCUUAAAUAUACUCCUCACUCAAACAUGACUGAAGUAUGGUCCUUAACCAAAGCCACCACCAGAACCUUCCAUAACUCCAGGUCUUGUGGCACACUGGAGGGACUAGGAGGAGACUCUGGUUGUAAUGCUGCUCACAAAUCUACUGAAUUAGGCUCUUACAUUCACUUAUGCCACAAAACAAGAGAUCAGGCGGCCACUCAAGCGGAAAGGAACAUAACUGCAGAUAAUGUGCGAAGUAUUGAUUCUCUCACCGGCUCAGUUAUGAAUACCAGAGGUACAGAGGGUCAAAAAUAUGAAAAGCAAUCACUGCUUAAUGGAGAGAGAUUGUAUUCUGAGAUAACACCUGAGGCAAGCUAUAUAAAAUCCCCAUCCUCUUUCAAGGAGCCUCAGACUGGUCAAGCAGGAGCCUUGUCAGAAAAACAAAGAAGUAACAUGUGGGAGGGGGUUUCAGCAGGAAUACCUGUUGGUCGGAGUGACAACAGCCGAAACUAUGCAGAGACAUCGGAGAGCAGCAGAGCCUUAGAUAGCGGAUUAGGGGUUCGCGAGUCUAGUAUUUGCCUUGUUGAGCUGGGUGACUACAGUGAUGAUGAUGAUGAUGAUGAUGAUGACAUCACAGAUAUUACAUCAGGGAUCUUUGCUGACUUCAACCUUGACUAUGCCGAUGUAGAGGAGGAAGAUCUGAGCCCAAAGAAGAAUCCAGAGGGAACUCCUGACUCUGUGGACACCAUUAAUCUGUCAUCAUCAAUGGCAAGCCCCUGUGACCAGGCCUUCAGUCCCGAUCCCUUCAACACCCCCAUCCUGCCCAAAUCCCUGGAUAGUGGCUAUGACACGGAAAACAACGAGUCUCCAGAGUUCAUCUUCAGAGAGCUUGGUGAUUCCCUCAGUUGUGAGAGGAGCCCAAGGCUGGGCGGAGAACCUGAACUUGUUAUGCAGGUGAGUUUAGGGCAAGGGAUCUACACUUCCAAAGGUACUUCAGAUCUGCAGUUAAAGGGCCUAACUGAUAAGAACCCAUAUAGGGAUUCAGCCUAUUUCUCUGAUUAUGAUGCUGAAAAUGAGAGGAGUCCUCAAGAGGAAGGCAGUGAAUUCUUUGCAGGUCCAGGUAACAAUUACUUCGCCGCUGAGAAAUUGAGCUCCAUAGGAGACGAUGAUGCUUUCAAAAAGCAAUUCAACAACAGGGAACUUUUAACAAAUCUAAGGCACAUCAAAAGUUGUGUUUUGGUGAAUCGCUCACAGGCUGAUUCUAGUUCACCCCAUUCUUUUCCCACACCUGGAUUAUCUAUGCUGUCACCGUUUCCACCGCAGAUGGGCGGCUGCCUGACCAAAGAGUCUGCCCCUGCAGAUGAUGAUCUCGGGUUGGAGACAGAGCACUCGGGAGAUGAGCCUUCCUCAGAGCUCAGUUCCUCCAUUGGGUCCUCUACUGUCCAAGAGGCAUCAGAAAACCAUGAGGAGGGAAGCAGGAGAGCAGAUGACUACUUCCCAGUCCAGUCACUGCAUUCUGACUCCAUCAUAACUGACUGUAGAGAUGAGACCCCCAAAGAAAAUGAAAACACUGAUGGAUCUACAGAGGAGGAGGAGCUGCCUGAAUUCAAUCAUGUCAACGAGGAAACCGAGGACAGACAGACAGAGGCUGUGAGAAUAAAUGAGGAAGAGUUUGAAGACAUAGAUGCAGAGGAAUGUGACUCACAGGACAGUUUAUGUGAAGAAUCCAAUGGUCCUCUUGACUUGUCCACUUCCUCAUCAUUGUUGGAGCUGUGUGGAGAAAAUGUUAGAGCUCCGCUGGAGGAGGCGGAGGAUGAAGAUGACUCAGAUGACAGUGAGUCUGAUGAAGAGUUGAGGACCUACAACAUCCAAGAUGAAGACAGUGAGGAGAGUGAAGAUGAUUUCACCACAGUGCCAGUGGUGGUAAGUGACUGCAGCAGGGCUAAACACCUCCGCAGUCUCCUGAAGAUGCCCACCCUACUCACCCAGUCCUUCUGUGAUGAGUUGGAGAGGAAGAAAAAAGCUGUGUCCUUCUUCGAUGAUGUUACAGUGUUCCUUUUUGACCAGGAGAGCCCCACAGGAGAGUUGGCUGACUAUGCCUUCUCAACAGGAGUAGAACCCAGUGAGGAGGAACCUUCAGGGGAAAAAACUUCUGACCACCAGCCCGAGCCAGACCCUGAUGCUGAACUUGAAGCUCAAGAAUGUGAAGCAGAUUGUGUUUUUAAUGAAACAGACGGAAACAACUCGGAAGAAGGUGGAAGUUAUGAAUGGAAAGAUGAUCUUUCCUUUGAGCCCCAUCCAUCCUUACCUGACACCAUCCCUGAGCCUGCGUCCUCACCCACGUCUGUCUCCAACAGCCCUGAGGCUCCUAAACCUGCCGCUGCAGCACUGAACCGUUUUAUGGUCUCACGAUUCUCUAUCACACAUGUGUCUGAUCCACACAUGGGCUCAGCCACAGGGAACAGUGAAGAUAGUCCAAAAGAUUGAUUGCCCUGCUACUUUGAUCAGAGGAGAUCGAUUCCCGGUCCUUCUCAACACGGAAAAGCAGCAUUACUAUAUCUAGAUGUUUUACAGAGUUUUAUUUUUUAUCAACGUUUGGGUCAUCUGACCCUGGUGACCCUUUAUGAGACAGUGCCUCAUAUUGUAGUGAAAUACCCUAAAUGAUUUGCACACUUCUUUUUUAUUUUCAUAAGGAAAGAGCAACAGCUCCAGGAACCUGAUUGUGAUGACGCAGAAAGUGGAUACGAAGUCAGAUCAUAUUGUUUGGAAAAACAGAAAUCUUGUAUUAUUUUAAACAUUCAGUAUGCCCACAGAAAUAGCUUAUUUGCUCAAUGCAGCAUCCAGUUCUUUUGGUGACCUUCAGUUAUUUUAAAUUGUGAAUUAUGAAAUAAUCAUAAAAAUAAAAAAGACAAAAAAUGUGAAACAAGAAGUUUUAUAGCUGCUCUCCUCAUUGGCUGCUUUUGCUCAUCUGCUUACCAUUGAUCUGGAAUUUUUGGGCAAUUUAAGACUGUUACAGCUCUCAUUGAUGGAGCCAGAAAUUAAAGCUUGAUAAUUGUUGCACAAGAAGCAGCGAUGGGUUCCCAAGCAACAAAAAAAAUGGCACGGUCAUUGCUGGUGUUGAUGGUUUUCUAAGUUGGAGAUGCUUAAACUUAAUUUGUCCCUUAAUCCAACCAAGUCAUACCCAAAUCAUAUUGAUUGUGGGACUCCAUGGAUUCAAUGUGCUAUGUUAAAGGAAACAUAAUACAGGAAAUCAGGGUGUUGCCACUACCUAAUUAUCACCACCACCACCAUUCAUUCCGGUUACAAUAACCUGCAGCAUAUGUCUUAUCUGAAGCACUUUGUACAGCCUCUGUUGCUCCUUAUGUCCCCAUCCUGGAAUGAAAAAGCCUAACAUGUGAGAUCCCCUAUUUGUGCCCACAGUGCCAGCAUAGGUUUUCUUUAUUUGGUGCCACAUUUGUUCUGUUUAAAUUACAUUUCAUCAGCAAUAGAAUGACAUCCAAGGGGAAGAGUGGUGAUUCAACACAAUUCAGCGGUGUCAGUGUCAACAUGGCAGUCAUAAAUGUUGAAUGUCAGUUAUCUUUAUGUAUCUUUUCUACGUAUUAUUCAUUGUCUCAUACAUAAUGUAUCUAUUACAUUUGUGCUGAAUGCCCAGGUCUAAGGUGUACGAAAAAAAAAGACAUUCAAAAUAGGACAUAUCUGACAUAUUGUAUGAAUCUUAUAUCAACAUGUAGCAGGUAGCUUGACUUGAAUUACUACUGCUGUAUCGACGGCUCCCUCCCCCUCUCUAUCCCCCUGUAGCUCCAAGUGCCAAUUCCGUUUCCUCUUACCUUGCCUUUUAAGUUCCGCAAGAAGAGAGAACAUUGCUAGUAUUUUUGUACGAGUAUUUGAACAGAUGCAAUCCAGGAUGACAGUCUCAAAUUUGCCAAAGAGAUAUUACAAAGCCCAUUGGCUAAAGUGGCAGACGCCUUUGGAGAAGGUGAGGUGGGUUGUUCUAUGCACCGGUAGUAACAUCAUUGCUGUUUCCAUUCGUCCCUCACUCAUGGCUGUUGUACUAUCCCAACAAAUAAAUCCAAAUACUUUUUCCCUU
Messenger RNA from Amphiprion ocellaris (clown anemonefish), 7326 nucleotides. It is a transcript of the gene lmtka, whose product is annotated as apoptosis-associated tyrosine kinase a. Lineage: Eukaryota; Metazoa; Chordata; Actinopteri; Pomacentridae. The record is from RefSeq and is a predicted model, not a curated record. The transcript is spliced from 12 exons. Gene Ontology annotation, molecular function: ATP binding; protein tyrosine kinase activity. Bases 1110 to 5726 code for a protein of 1538 amino acids. Gene Ontology annotation, biological process: brain development; peptidyl-tyrosine autophosphorylation.